This is a messenger RNA of Cryptococcus wingfieldii CBS 7118, 345 nucleotides long. RefSeq lists its product as hypothetical. The coding region runs from base 1 to 345 and encodes 114 amino acids. Gene Ontology annotation, molecular function: oxidoreductase activity; FMN binding. The transcript has 2 exons. The record is from RefSeq and is a predicted model, not a curated record. NCBI's taxonomy places the organism in Eukaryota, Fungi, Basidiomycota, Tremellomycetes, Tremellales, Cryptococcaceae.
AUGGAUACCAUGGCCCAGGCUCUCUCGCUCGACCACAACUCGACCAAGAAUAGUCCUACUCCGCGUGGCCACUUCCAAGAGCCUACAGUUACCGGCGGCCAGAUUCAGACGUUUGACCUCGGUCAGUCAGUGGUAUACAUAGACGAUACAGGCGAGCCUUCCUUCCCCAGUGUUCUGCCACAACAGCCUACAAUGCUUCAACAGACUUCCAAACUCUUCUCGCCCAUUGCUGUUGGCUCGCUUGACCUUCAGAACCGGGUCGUAAUGGCACCUAUGACCCGUGGCCGGGCCAAUGCAGUAGGAGGUGUCAUUGCGGACUACACGUACGAGUAUUAUGCCCAGUGA